Messenger RNA from Aspergillus steynii IBT 23096, 1217 nucleotides. RefSeq lists its product as uncharacterized. Lineage: Eukaryota; Fungi; Ascomycota; Eurotiomycetes; Eurotiales; Aspergillaceae. The record is from RefSeq and is a predicted model, not a curated record. The coding region runs from base 206 to 883 and encodes 225 amino acids. The transcript has 3 exons.
CUCCAGAGUAUAGGAGUGAAAUUGAGAUCAUUGUGAUACCGGCAAGCUAUCUUAAUAUGGCCAAGUGCAGGGUUGUAGGCGGGCAAGACAGCCUAAUCCAUACUCCGUAAGGUCACGGUUGCCUUAGCGCCUGGCUGGGGCCAUUUCAUCCCACGAUCUUGCAACCUAGUCAGAUCACAAACCCAACCUCAUCAUCCCCGCAGACAUGGCAGAUAUCUCAGAGAACACGCCACUGUUGCGCGACUCGUCGGACUCUGGAGCCGCCGAACAUGAGCGUCACGACAUACCGACGCAGAACCCGGCGGACAACUCCCUGCGGUUCGUGACUGCGUUGACCUGGUCAUCCCUCGUUCUGGCCGUGUUAGUUGUCGCGUUUGAUCUCACCGUGAAUAUCCUGGAGGAGACAAAUUACGGCAGUGGUUACUACAUGCCUUGGGUUAUGCGCAUAGCUAUCACCGCCAUGUGUGUGGUGGGCUUGGCCACCGUCUUGAUCUCGUUCCUGAACCUGGUUCGUCUGUAUCAUAGCCAGCGCGCCCUCUGGCUCUGGUUGAAUCUCAUUUUCGACUUCAUCAUUGCCUUGUACUCAAUCGUAUACUGCGGUCAGGGGAUUGUCCUGAACUGGGCAGAGACAUGCGAUCCUUCCAGCGAGAACUGUCGCUUCACUCGGCGCAUCGAGGCCUUUGCGUAUAUCACUCUGGGUUUUGGGCUGGCUUUGGGCAUCACUCACUUGGUUUUAUUCUUCCUGCGCUGUGCCCUGGCAUUUCGCAUGAGAUUCUGGCGAGGAUUUCAACACUGGAGGCUUCCGGCUGGGCAGCUGACGGUUGAAUUCACCAUUAAGUUUCUGCGACAAGAACCUCAGAGUGGUGAGGCCCAGAAUCAGUAGCUGCUCUUGAAUGGCAGCGGAGUUCUUGUGUGGAUGCUCCAUUCGGAUUCGUUGGGGCUGGAUCGUGGAGUGCAUAGAGGUGGUAUAUGUUUAUUUCCAUAGAUUUUCCGCUCUGGCGCACUGACAAAUGUAGAUCGAGGCUAAAGGGUAUGGGGUUGAAAGGGUUCAACCCAUAUGGGUUUUUUGCGGUUCUGCACGGGUCGGGUUGAACCCGGUUCAUGGCUCAGCGUGGGUAGGAUUUUUUCCAGAGUUGUUUUCUACCCACGAUGAGCUUUCAUAAUUAAGUCCCGAAAUACUCUAUUAUAUAGUUGGUACAUAUACAAGUAAAUACUGU